UUGCUGACUACUCCAGUUUUCCAUCAAAUUUGUACUAUCGCAGAUGCUGAACGACAUCGCACAGCGCCUCAAGAUGUCAGUCUACUGCAAUCAGAUCAGCGGGACGAGCUUCUUCGUUUCUUUCGAGUGCCCAACUUGGUCAUAAUACUGUGGGGAAACCAACAACAAACUUUUGACAACUUCUACACAUUUUCACACUUAUAUGUAUUUUAAAUUAAAGAUCUCAUAAAGAUAUUUUAAUCGAACCGAACAGCCAUUAAUUGAUUAUCCAGCUAAAUCAUGUCAAAUAAAAAGCAUUACCAUACACUUGAUGACCGCAACGGAUUUUCUAACUUACGAUGCUGUCAGUUUAAAUCACAGCAUCAAGCAGGCUGCGUACGUACGCAGCCAUCGUGGGGUGAUGUUCAGUUGAAGGUCCAGUUUAAAAAAUAUGAAUAGAAUUCAAUCAGAACAAAGUAGGCUUGAAAUAAAAUGACGGAUUCUGGGCCAUUAAAAAUCGGUAGGUAUUGGUGAAAAUUGGCGAGAAUCAUUCAUCUUAGCAGUGAGCAGUCCUUUUCAUCCAAUUAUGUAAGCAAUUAAGUCUAUUAUGGCUGCAUGGAGCUCACAGCACAACGUGAAUUCUUGUGGCUAGGUUAAACCAUCGUAUCGUACUGUUCGUAAGUUAAUCCUUCUACGCCAUAUUUCAGUUUAUUUCGUUCGUUCCUUUUCAUUUAUUUGAUGUUUUAAACAGUUUAAUGAAAAAUUAUUGCCCGUGAUAGCAGCUCUGGUCACGAAUAAUUAGGCAAUCAUAAUGAAAUUGCCACUGAAACCCUAUAAACUAUAAACGGUAUAAUUACUAGACAAUUUGAAACAAAAUCGUUAAGCAAAUUAAGUUUUCCAGUUUAGUGUGCUUGAAAACGGCCUUUGUUCAACAUGUUCCGCAAGAUAGAUCGAAUAUCCUUUGCAAUUCUCACCUUUUUCAGUGUUCGUGCACAGGCCGAUCGACAAGAGCAAGUAAUAGAUUAUCUAACCAAUAUCACCCACAAUCUUCAGAUCCAACAUUCUGGAGUAUAUAACUGUUGGCUACUCCAUUUUUCCAACAAAUCUGUACUAUCACCGAUGCUGGACAACAUCGCACAGCGCCUGAAUAAUCAAGAUGUCAGUCUACUGCAAUCAAAUCAUCGAGGUCAGCAUGUUCGUAUAUUCCGAGAGCCCAACUUGGUCAUAAUACUGUGGGGAAACCAACAACAAACAUUUGACAACUUCUACACCAGUCAGUGGAUAGUGAACAUACCGCCCGAAUGUCCCACCAUUGUCCUGUUCGAGCUUGAUGAAACAGAGACUGAUCAGCCAAGGAAAAUUGGAGAUUAUUUCCAAACGAGGUCGGUGUUAUACUUCGCAUUGAUCGCAAUCAACAAGGACGCCGUGUACUGCUUUCGUUAUCAACCGUUACGCAUCACGAGUCACUCCGGCCUCCCCACGCUCGAUCAACUGUUCUUCGACCGGCUACAGACGAUGCAGUUCAAAACGUUAGUGGCCGGAUACGUUAAGGAUUACUACACAUCCAUUUACUGUGAAAAGCUGCCUGGCGAGGACAUUAGGUUGUUUCUUCUGUUUGCUGAAACGCAACAACUUACAUUUCAUUUACAGCAGCUUCGAUGCAACAGCAAUGAAGCUCUGGCCCAGUGUUUAUCUCGGUAUAAUCCGAUACAUUUGAUGCUAAAUCGAUUUUAUAUGGCGCAAUACAAUAAAUUCAUUGUAAGUGGGGUAGCCAUGGAACAGUUCGCUAUUGCCACACCGAAGGGACGCUUGCUGACUGUGUGGGAAAUUAUGAUCAAACCUUUUCAGCAUUCUGCCUGGGGCAUGAUACUGGGCAUCCUUGUUACCUACCAGAUAAUCCAUCAACUGAAGCCAACACUUUUCUCCAACAAUCUGCUAGCUUUGGCACUCUUUGGUUUUGAUAAGCGUCAGCUAGUGCUUUCCAAAAGCUUCGAGAAAAUAACCGCCUGUGCAUUGAUCGUGCUAUUUUUCCAACUCAAGUGUGCGUACGAGGCAAAGCUUGUAUCGUACAUCACCGAAGCGCCACGAGUCCCAGACGCCAAGUCGGUUGAAGACUUGCGCGAACGCAACAUCACCGUACAUUACAGAAACUUCAAUAUUACGUUAGUGCAUAAACUGAACGGUAUGGUCCAGUUCUACGGCAAAAAUCAAUUCGAAUUCGAUGGAAUAACGAUUGUGGAAAAUCGUGCUGCUCUCAUGAUGGAAAAGCUGUUUGCUGAUAAAAUGAAAGGGUACGGAAUGCAAUACACACUACUGAGCGAGAAUGUGUACGAGGCUAUUCCGUUUUAUGUAUUUGGCGCUAAGUCACCGCUGGUAAGGCGCUUUCAAAAAUUUCAACAGCGCGUCUUUGAAGCCGGUAUGCAGCAGCGCUGGCGUCGAGAGUAUUACAAUUGCUUUCUCUGGUAUAUUAAUAGCGGCAAACAUCAAUAUGAUAUUUACGAUGGAUCAUCCGCUAUCAUUAGCUAUAGGCAUCUUAAGCCACUGAUGCUGUUUUUCUUAGCUCAAUGGGCAAUUGCAAUAAUCGUUUUUGGGAUCGAGAUAUUGGUGGAAGCAUUAAAACGAUCGCAGAACAAGUAGCAAGGAGCAUGACAUGUUACACGCCGCAUCACCAUUGUAGUAAACUUUACAAGAUACAACUUCAUGUACGAUACAGCGUGUAAAACAUUUAAACAUCUACAAAUUGGAACGCACUUCGAGAAGCUAAGCCACUGGGCGACUUCGGUUACGUAAUAUGACCUAUUUUGUUGUUUUCUGGAGCUCAUGGAACAGCUUACAAACAUAUAGUAUUGUUGAAUAUAGGCUUUCUGAUAUCAAUAAAUAAUUGCUCUUGUACUGUAAAGCGUUUUACCUGUUCUGUAGCCUACAGAAGUGCUCUCCAACCUUUCUAGGAUCGCGGACCACUUGGCUUAGAAAAUACAAUUGCGCGCGGCCCACAUCGAUUGAGGGCAUACAUUUUGUAGACUUAGUUCGAAGUUUUUGAUCAAAAAUAUCUUUAAAUCUUAUUCCAGAUGUGCUUGUUGAAAAUGUAAGCUUAAUUGUGGAAAAAACUGCACGAUAGUAAUAGGAAUUAGCUUAUGUUUUUCAAAAAUAAAUUCUUUCGCGGCCCACAGGUAGGAGCCCACUGACCUGCAGGAAUGUAGAAAGGAAUGACGUGAAUCCUACGAAGGAAAUUAAGAAUUUCAAUAUCAUAAAAUAGCCUACUUAAACCUGAUUAAACCAGCUUAAUCACACCACCAUUCGUCUGCGUUCACAAUUGAUUCAUAAAAUCCCGGCAGAGCUUCCUAAGAACAUUCCUACGCUCGACAAGCCAUUACCACUUAUAUUCAUUAUUUUCUUUCUUAGCGAAUGCACGACAAAGCACAAAUUCUUUGAUAUUUCUCCCAUGCAGCGCAUGAAAAUGAUUAACGCGUUUAUUACAUUCUACGUUCCUUCCUACAUCCAAGUUGCAUAUGGAUUACGACUCCGAACGACACGAACAAAGAACUUGUACGAUUACCGUGGGUUUUUCUCGGUCACCCGAUGUUUAAGUAUCAGAGUGCGAUUGGCAAUGCAUAUCACAUGUUAACAUCCGAAAUUUGAGUGGUUGUUUAAUUUAACACGAAACUUCCUACUACAACGGACUGCCUCAAUGAUUUAGGCUUUGAAUAAUAUCCGAAAUUUUAGUGGUUGUUUGAGCGAAUUAGAAUAGAGGGGUGUCACUUUCGCCGCACAGUUUGCAUGAUGGAGCUGACGCUGUAUAGCCGCAUCGCAUCCACAAUGGCACUGAUGCUAUAGUGACAUACCUAAUCCACAAUGGCGUUAAUGCAAUUGCUGGUCACUAUCCGCUAAGGGGCUGAUGCUGUAUCAGUUUACCUUAUUCACAAUGGUGCAAGGUUUUAUACUAGAUGUUACAUCCGAAAUUUUAGUGGUUGUUUAAAAGAUCUUUUCAGCCAGGAUGGCUUUCCAUGCCAUCGGCCUGAAAAAAGAAGAGCUGCUGAGACUUAGUGCUGAAAAAGCCGAAUAGUCGGUCUUUUACUGCAUCUCUUUCGCUCUCCCGAUUGCGAUCCACUCCUAUGUGGAAAUCGCGAUGAUUUAUACCCACACACACUGAUGCGCAUGUAUGAAUAUAAAGUGCUGUGGUGUUGGUGAAGUCGUUAACCAUGGUCUUCACACCGCGUACCGGCGUGUCUCCGCCGCCAGCUUCUAAUACCGGGAACAUGAGCCGCUUCAGCACGAGCAGAGACAAGCCACGCGGUUGCGACGCACGUUGAUGGGGAAUAAGGCGACGCGAUGGGUCGUUUCCUUACGGUGGUCCAUGCUGAACACGCCAAUUAGAACGGCGAU
This is a messenger RNA of Anopheles coluzzii, 4362 nucleotides long. RefSeq lists its product as uncharacterized. The transcript has a single exon. Lineage: Eukaryota; Metazoa; Arthropoda; Insecta; Diptera; Culicidae. The record is from RefSeq and is a predicted model, not a curated record. Bases 913 to 2616 code for a protein of 567 amino acids.